GGAAAUGACGUAUAUUAUUAUGUUCCUAGGAUUCAUAAGUCAUUUCCCAUUUACUAGAUGUUUAGUGAAAGCAACAGGCAACAGUUUGGACCCAGGAGAUCAUGGAACUGUACUAUGUCGCUGUGACUGGAGUGAGCUUGUGUAUCCUCAUCACGUUUUGCGAUGGAAAAUCACAGACUUCGAAAAUCAUAGAUGUGAUGUUGCUGGAAGGAGAGAAACCGAACGAGGGGCGAGUCGAAUUUUUACGAUCCGAUUCGACCACGUGGGAACCAAUUUGCGAACAUGGACUGGGGCAUGAAGAGGCAACGGUUAUUUGCCGGCAGCUCGGAUACCCGGGAGUCAAUCACAUCAUCCCGCACUGGCCUCUUGAAUCAAGCAUUGAUCUCGCAGAAUACAGAUUGAACUGUACGGGAGAUGAAGAAAAUCUGGCAAAUUGUUCACUUACUCACCUGCCAUACUGCUUUGGAGAAGCCGGAGGGGUGGUCUGUUACGAUAAUGACUACAUAGGAUGUUAUCCUUUACCUUCGGCUGCGUUCGAAGAGAUCCAAACCCAAUGCGGCUGCGGGCUCCAGAAUAGCGAUGAUUUGACAAUAAUCAAUUGUGAAACCGUCUGCGAUCGCGCAAGUGAAGGCUUUGCUGGGCUCUACCGAGGAAAUUUAUGCCUGUGUGGAAGUAGCUCGUCACCCGUAAGUCAGUCCCAAAGAGUGGAUGAUCGGUUAUGCUCCUACCCUUGUACUGGGAGAACUAUCGAAAAAUGCGGGGGAUACUCUCACGUUGCACUUUUCAAGAGGCUUGGUGCCGCGGAUUCGGAAGUUAACGGUCCCACAGCUCCUACGAGAGAGCUCGUCACAACGAACAGUCAUUCCACAUUUUCUUCUGGAGCUAUUAAUCUGUCGGGAAACUGCACAUGCAUCCCGCAGACAGGAUCUUGGGCUUCUGAAGGAGUGCAGAUUUUCCUUAUAGCUUUCGUCAUAGCACUGAUUCUGUACGGAGUGGCCAUUUCUUUGUUCCACCUCCACUUUAGACGCACUAAUGUGCCACCUGUGACCGAAGAGGGCGGGCCAGACCCGGACAUGGAGCUCCAACCUAGACCAGGCAUGCCAGAGGAUGGCAAGACGUACCAAGAGAUCACCGUCACCCCUACAGCGUCGGCGAAAGGUCCAAGGGAGAGACGUCCCCCACAAACAGAUCUGAUCUACGAAAACCAGACGGUGGCCAAAUAUGCAAGCAAGAUAUUAAGGGAGGGUGGGAAUGAUUACACCGAAAACCCAACGAAUAAAGACAUGUAGGUACCUAUGAUAGAAUGCAAUCGGUAUAUUAUGAAAAACACAAUUUUGUUCGUCGAUGAAGAGGAUUCGAGUCAAUUCGUGAUAAAUUUAUGAGAAUAAAAACACAUGCUAUUUAAUUUGGACAAACAUCCACACGCCCAUAAACCCAUUUUCACACAUACAUAUACUUUCUUUGGCGAUUAUGAUUAUUUUAUAUGUGUAAUAUCCUAAGUGUUUUUAAAACUCAAUAUGCUUCUUUAUUUAUGGCAUGGAAUCAGGGCCUAUCCCCUUUUGAUAUAUGGAGUUCGAUAUUCCAAUAAUGAUUUUUACUAAAAUGCACGUUUUAUAUUACUUUGCUAUAAAAACUAUAAAAAAAUUGAAUCAGCUCAAAAUCUCAUCUGAUAUCACUGACUUCAAGUUUGGAGUUUGGAAGAUAAAAUAUUAUUAUAUUCCUAUGGUUGAUUCGAUGAAAUUUGUUACUUAAGAGGAACUAAAAGCCAUUCAUUUGAAGUGCUUGUUCGACGAAUAACAGCACAUGACUCCCACGUAGCCAAGAAGACAUUAUUAGUAGCAUGUCCAUGCAUUCAUUCCCUAAAGAAACCAAUUUGAACAUAAUGCGAUUGUUUGCAAUAUUCUUCACGACAGUCUGGUAAACAGGCAUCGCGUAGACCACAGUAAACAAUAUAAUUAUGAAGAUAAUCUUUCUUUUUUGGAGAAUAAUUACUUCCUCAUUACAUUGACCCACAAAAUGCGGGACAAAACGCAUAUUUUCUCUUAAUAAUCUCAACGAAGGCACGCUUAGUGAUUCAUGUAAGUCUUUUGUUAAUUUGAUUUCUUGUUCAAAUAUUA
Lytechinus variegatus (green sea urchin) is the source of this 2117-nucleotide messenger RNA. RefSeq lists its product as uncharacterized. The transcript has 7 exons. The record is from RefSeq and is a predicted model, not a curated record. NCBI's taxonomy places the organism in Eukaryota, Metazoa, Echinodermata, Echinoidea, Temnopleuroida, Toxopneustidae. Gene Ontology annotation, cellular component: membrane. Bases 102 to 1289 code for a protein of 395 amino acids.